AUUCUCUUCCGAUUUUCACUCCCAACUUCACCAGGCUCACAACCAGAGUCUUCUGCAUUCACCACUUAUUAGCUCUCUGUUUCGUUCAGGCUUCAGUUGUGCUUGACGAAGAAUGGGUUGGUUCUGGGCUGACGCACCGAAAGCGAGCGCACCUUCUGCGCCGCAACACUCCGCCGCCGCUCCUCCGCCAGGAUGUCCUAUGCAUCAAUCAGACACCGGGAAUCCCACGCCUUUCCCUCCGCGGCUCGAUCCGUCGACAUCAACUCCUUCAUCAUGCCCAGUUAAAUCUCCAAACCAUCCGCUGAGAUAUCAACCUUCAGAAUCGUCGAGUCAAUCUCAAUCUUCUGAACAAAGGCCUCAGCAACCCUCCUCUUCCACCCUAUCCAAACUUAACCCUUUAAAUUACAUGCCCUCCCUUUCCAAUAGCCGCCCGGCCGACUCCCCUCAAUCAAUACAUUUGCCUCUUGACCGGGAACUCUCCUCGAUUCCGCGCAGCGAUUCGCAGGCGAAUUGGGAAUACCCCUCCCCACAGCAGAUGUACAACGCAAUGCUUCGCAAGGGCUAUACCGAUACUCCUGCGGAACAUGUCGAGGCAAUGGUCGCCGUGCACAAUUUCUUGAACGAGGGAGCAUGGGCGGAGAUAGAGGAAUGGGAACGGAUCUUCUCCGGAGGCUUAUGGAAAGGGUGGGAGACUUGUUCGCGUGGUGAACAAGCCAUCACUUUAGACCGGGCGAGGCAGGAAUACGCCGCUCAACGACGAUUGGCGCUGGGGUUAAACCCGGACCCUCAGGAGGAUGAGUCGAAACCAAAACUGAUCCGGUUCCAAGGUCGUCCGCAAGAACCUUCGCCCAAGGCUCGAAUCCUGCGGAUGUUGGGCAAAGUCUUCCCCGACCAUUUCUCUCAAGAUCCUCCCUUUGACCGACACGACUGGUACAUCUCCCGGAAGCUCCCCAAUGGGUCGACAAAGGAGGUGCGCUACGUUAUAGACUACUAUGGCGGAGGUGUCGAGCAGGAAACGGGGCAACCUGUCUUCUACUUGGACAUCCGCCCUGCAUUGGAUUCACCGACGGCCGCAGUGGAGAGAGCGAUGAGGUGGGGAGGCGACGUGUGGCAUCGAGCGUCUGGAGGAGCGGUGAGGGAGGCGGCCGCACAAACAAAGGGAAAGGAAAAUGGAUCAUGAUUUAUGGCCAAGACGGAUUGCCAUGAUUGAAUGACAAGAACCACACGUGGAUGUGAUUAUGGCCGAGUUUGUUUUCUGGAGUCUUUCUCUCACGGGAUCCGGGAUUGCAACUCCGCGGGAAGUGAGCGGCCUCUGAUAAUAUCUUAUGGCAUACGUUCUGUGGGGCGCGCAUGGAACUUUGCGAAUUUGUCUGGCUUUGUACAGGCUUGUAUUUGGAGCUUGAGAUCCAAUGUCGGCCUUGUUCCAGCAGGGCCUUGAACCCUCUCCUCCUCUAUAACAUAGCGAUGUAAUAAUGUCCUGUAGAAUAGAUUGUACAUGAAUGACGGCCAUUGUUUAUGUCUGUCUACAUCUUC
Cladophialophora immunda is the source of this 1533-nucleotide messenger RNA. RefSeq lists its product as uncharacterized. Gene Ontology annotation, molecular function: holocytochrome-c synthase activity. The coding region runs from base 113 to 1180 and encodes 355 amino acids. Gene Ontology annotation, biological process: cytochrome c-heme linkage. NCBI's taxonomy places the organism in Eukaryota, Fungi, Ascomycota, Eurotiomycetes, Chaetothyriales, Herpotrichiellaceae. Gene Ontology annotation, cellular component: mitochondrion. The record is from RefSeq and is a predicted model, not a curated record. The transcript has 2 exons.